AUGCUUGUAACAUCGUCCAGGGAGGCUAAAGAUGUAACAUCGUCCAUCCCACAUCCAGGAGCUAAAGAUGCUGCAGAAAUGGAGGCUACAGCCAUUCGAACAGCCUUGGGCAAGGCCAUAGAGGAAAACAUGACAUCCUUAUUGAUUCUUUCUGACUGCAAAGCUGUUGUGAAUAGAAUCAAUACAGGAUGUCAAGGCCUAACCUCAAUGGACAUGCUAAUUGAAGACAUCAGACAGUUGAGAGGUGCCGAUGGUGGUGCUGGAAUUGGAGGAGGUGCAGGUAGUGGUGGUGCUGCUGGAGGCGGCGUUGGAGGUGCUAAUGGAGGAGCUGGAGUUGGAGGAGGUGCAGGUGGUGGUGGUGCCGCUAGAGGUGGCGCUGGAGGAGGUGUAGGUGGUGGUGCUGGGGCUGGAGCUAGUGUUGGAGGAGCAGGUGGUGGUGGUGGAGUUGGAGGCAGUGCAGGUGGUGGUGCUGGAGGUGGCAUUGGAGGAGGUGCAGGGGGUGGAGCUGGUGGAGGAGUAGGUGGUGGUGUAGGUGGUGGGGCUGGUGGAGGUGUAGGAGGAGGAGCCCGAGGAGGCGUUGGCAAAGGUGCUGGAGGUGGGGCCGGUGGCGGAAAAAGGGGUGGAGCAGAUGGUGGCUUUGGGAAAGGUGGAGGUAUAGGAGGUGGUGCAGGUGGUGGUUUUGGGGCUGGAGGAGGUUUUGGUGGAGGGCAUAGGGGAUUUGGUAAGGGUGGAGGAGUUGGCGCGGGCGGUGGAUUCGGAGGCCGGACUAGUCCUAGAAUUGGACGUCGCAAAUUGUGA
Messenger RNA from Coffea arabica (coffee), 798 nucleotides. NCBI's taxonomy places the organism in Eukaryota, Viridiplantae, Streptophyta, Magnoliopsida, Gentianales, Rubiaceae. The record is from RefSeq and is a predicted model, not a curated record.